AUGCCUUCUGUAAAGCUACACCCUCGCCCCUCGUUACCAGGCAAUAAAGCGACUGCCACCGCCCCGUCCACACCCGCCCCCAAUCCCCUCCCAACGCUGCUCCAAACACCCUCCGGUCUUGCCAUCCUCGAGCUUCAGGGCACCAUCAAUGUUCCGGGAACUGAAGACGAGGACAUGGAAGGCACUCCUACCAAUAUUGACCCCGCUUCUGCCUUUGAAACACCGAUCGGAAAGCUCAUGUUCCCGGACUACUCGACCCUCAACCCGGACGACACAAAAUGGAUGAAGCGCGCUUAUCUGUAUGUCGGCCGGUACCAACGGAUGACCGGAGAAGUGAAGAAGCUACCACUUCCGCUUGCUGUGGUGCAGAAACACCCUUCGGAAGCUGAGGAACUGGAAGUCGUGGAAAUUGUGCGCUACAAGAUCUUCUUCAAGAGUCGGCCUGAGCCUGUGAAUAAUGUCUGA
Messenger RNA from Penicillium brevicompactum, 465 nucleotides. Its product is annotated as Ctf8 family protein. The record is from RefSeq and is a predicted model, not a curated record. Gene Ontology annotation, biological process: mitotic sister chromatid cohesion. Lineage: Eukaryota; Fungi; Ascomycota; Eurotiomycetes; Eurotiales; Aspergillaceae. The transcript has a single exon. Gene Ontology annotation, cellular component: Ctf18 RFC-like complex. The coding region runs from base 1 to 465 and encodes 154 amino acids.